UCCGAGAAGCGUGCUUCGGUUUUCCAAGAAAAGAUAAUCCUUUUUUCCGUAGUGAACAUAUAUUUAACAGGAGAGUGAGUAAAAUAUAUAUGUAAAUUGUAAUUUUAUAAUGGGAAAAAAGAGUUGUUAAUAAUUACACCAAAGUGCCAAGACAAAAACAUAUUAAAAGUGAUUUCAAAAAGUAUUAUGUCAGGUGGGUGUUAUUUUAAUUACCAUGUGGAAUCACCCGAAUAAUCGUGUGUUGGUGAUACGGCAUUAUUAAUAUAUAUAUGUAUAUUUAUAUAUUAAAAAAUAUAGUAAUUGGCUGAUAGACACCGGUGUCUCCCCGGUGAACUGGCGCGGGAGUACUAGGUUUUUUUAAAUGCUGCAUAGUUCGGGUUUUAGGGCAGGUAGUGAAGCCUUAGUAAGUCAUAGAAAGUGCCCUAGGAAGUCUCGCCGGCCUUAAAAGGGCGGACUGUGUCUGUUUUAUAUUUUUCAUUAAAUUUUGAUAAUCACUAGUAGUAGUAGUAGUUAUUAUUAUUAUUUUUUUGUAUUACUGUUAUUACUAUUGCGAUUUAAACAGACAGUUGAGGAAACAAAGUACCCAGAAGGGGGUUAGAGCGACUAAAGCAUAAAUUAGGAACUAGUUCUGGUGAAUGGCCGUAUUUCGGAACCAGGAAUUUGAAGGCAGGACAACAAGCCAUAAGUCCGUGAGUCCUUGGUAAUGGGGUGUUUAGGCGAUGAUGCCUUCUCCCCGUCGUCGUCCUCGAACGUCUUCAACGUCGUUGUCUCUGUCGUUACACCAACGUCCAAGCUUAGAAUUGAAGAGAAAGAGGAAGUAUCUGAAGAACAACAACAAGAAACAAGUGUUUCAGCAGGUGGUAUCAAGUGUAACAGUAACCGGAGAAAACGAGUGGACAAUAAUAAAAGAGUGGUGCGAGGCUGGCGGAGAAGAAUUUGGAGGUGACUCUCCGUCGAAAUGCUUGAGGUACGUCCGUCGAGGACAAGACAAUUGGAGGAUAACGCCGAGUUACGCGGUGGCAAAGACCUCCAACUGCUCGCUCGCGGACGCACAAAAAAUAAUAAUAGUACUAAUAAUAAUAGUAGUAGUAAUAACAACAAUUUAUUACAUAAAUUAUUGGUAAGAUCAGACGGAGCGUAUUCAUCUUCUAGCCUUCCUUUACUUCUUGUGCUUCUUAUUAGUUGCUUGAUUGUCUUGCCUAACUGUGCAUUUGGACGUCAAUCAGCGCAUCAUCAUCGUACGUGCCCUGGAUGUCCGCAUCAGCACGUCCACACUAUUCACCGUAAAGAAAUAGGACCAAGCCCUGAUGAUUUACGACUUGAAGCUAUCAAACAUCAAAUACUCACAAAACUUGGACUACGCAAUCGUCCAGAUGUCAAUAAGACAUUGGCACAAGUACCGCGACAUCUUGCUCUUGAAACUCUUUAUCGUGCCGAAGCACAGCCAUCACCUGAAUAUCCUGACAUACGGAAUACCCUACACGAUAAUAAUAAACGUCAACAUGACGACGAGUAUGGACAAUUUUUUUAUGCCAGCGACGAAUACUCUUAUAAUAGGAAUGUCAACCAGGCCGAGGAGUCGAUGACCGAGGGCGUGACAUCCACCGAGAGUUUUAGAGAAAGUGGAUACGAAGAUUAUCGGGGUACAGAUGUAGAGAUGGAUGACUUUUAUGCGAGAACGUCCGAAAUAAUAACAUUUGCCGAGCCUGGACGGACGUUGAAUGGCCAACCACUUUUGGAAUUCCCAAUGUCAAGUGGUGAACCAGCUUUAGAACCUUUAAAAAUAAAACGCGCAAUAUUAUGGGCGAGGGUAGAGUUAAAACACGUUCAUCAUUACCAACAUCACCGACGGCAGAUCAAUCAAAGAAACAUUACCUUGUGGGUGUUUAAGGUUCGCUGUGGUAAUACGACUCAUUUACGCGGCAAGGAGUUGAGCGAACAUUUAGAAAUGGUGACAUCAUUAACUGUAAAUGUAGGCCAAUUGGGUUGGCAAAAAUUUGACGUUACUAAAAUAGUAAGUAAUUGGUAUACGUCACAUAGACACGUAAAAGAAAGGCUGACACUUCUUGUGGAUUGUACGGGUUGUGGUACUCACGUACAUAUUUCCACUUUCAACGUUCAAGCAUCACGCGUUGUUGAUUCGUCCAUCGACUCAAAAAAUGCUCAAGAUCCAGACCGUCCAUUUUUAGUUGUACGAACCGAUCCAGCUGCAGUAAAGCGGGUGAGAAGACGCGCAAUUGAAUGCAGUGGCGCAUUAAAAGGACAAUGUUGUAAACAAAGGUUUUACGUCAGUUUUUCGCAACUUGGGUGGGAUGAUUGGAUAAUAGCACCCCAAGGAUACUACGCAAACUACUGCAGAGGUGAUUGUGCAGCCGGACACCGCACGCCCGAUACAUUUCUCAAUUAUUACACACACGUAAUUGAGGAGUAUAGGAAAAUGGAUAGACUGGCAGGAAUGCAACCAUGCUGCGCUCCUCUUAAAUUUUCACCCAUGUCAUUGAUAUACUACGGUCCAGAUUCAAACAUUAUCAAACGGGAUUUACCAAAAAUGGUAGUGGACGAAUGUGGUUGUCCUUAAUAAAUUCACAACCAAAAACAAAACGAAAAAUUAAUUUAUAUAAAUAAAUAUAAAAAGAUAAAACGAAAGCAUCAAAAAAUGAAACGCUUGGUAAGCUAAUUUAUUAAAUAAAUUAAGACGAGUAUCAAGCAAUAUUUUUUAGAAAACUCAUUUUUUUUUUAUUGAUUUUUAAAAAAUGUUCUUUUCUUUCAAUAAUUUUGAGUAUCGAAAAAAAAAUGUGCAUAAACAGAAUAAUUAUUAUUCAUUGCGUCAUGAACUUUAAAAUGUUAAAUAAAUUUAAUAAUAAAAAAAAAACUAGUUAGGAUAAUAAAAUCGAGUGAGCUAAAUUUUUACUUGGCCAUCGUUUAUAUACAACGGAUAUAAAAGACAAAAAAAAGUAUUAAUAAUAAUUUCAAAUACAAGAAAUUUAAAAAAAAUGA
This is a messenger RNA of Microplitis mediator, 2997 nucleotides long. RefSeq names its product inhibin beta chain (gene Actbeta). The record is from RefSeq and is a predicted model, not a curated record. The transcript has 5 exons. Gene Ontology annotation, cellular component: extracellular region. Gene Ontology annotation, molecular function: growth factor activity; cytokine activity. Gene Ontology annotation, biological process: SMAD protein signal transduction. NCBI's taxonomy places the organism in Eukaryota, Metazoa, Arthropoda, Insecta, Hymenoptera, Braconidae. Bases 959 to 2578 code for a protein of 539 amino acids.